Molecule: messenger RNA, 3799 nt
Organism: Rhinolophus ferrumequinum (greater horseshoe bat)
Lineage: Eukaryota; Metazoa; Chordata; Mammalia; Chiroptera; Rhinolophidae
Gene: GNG7
Product: G protein subunit gamma 7
Exons: 6
Coding region: 356-562 (68 amino acids)
Biological process (GO): G protein-coupled receptor signaling pathway
Cellular component (GO): heterotrimeric G-protein complex
Molecular function (GO): G-protein beta-subunit binding
Source: RefSeq, a predicted model, not a curated record
UCUGCGCACCGGCCCCGCCCUGCGGAGAGGAGCGAGUGCUCGGGCCCCACGCGAGGGGUUCGGCUGCGCGGCGGGGCUGAGGCGGCCGCGGCGGCCCGAGAGCAGGGAGCGGACGUUUGGUUCCUGGAACCUCGGCACUGAAGACGGCCAGGCCUCACGCACAGUGUAGAGCAGUGCUUCUUGGAAAAACUAAAAAAGCCCAUAAAAUGGCAGGGUACAGCGUGUAACCUCUGGGGAGCGGCAAUUUUCACUCAGCGGAACUCUGUGGAGCCCGUCCAAGGCGUGCUGAUCAAUAGACCGUCCCUCUUAAUUGCCAACUCUCUGGACACCGGAGGCCCAGAGCUGAUGGCAGACAAUGUCAGCCACUAACAACAUAGCCCAGGCCCGGAAGCUGGUGGAGCAGCUCCGCAUUGAAGCCGGAAUCGAGCGCAUCAAGGUCUCCAAAGCCUCGUCGGAACUCAUGAGUUACUGUGAGCAGCACGCCCGGAGUGACCCCCUGCUGGUCGGAGUCCCCGCCUCCGAGAACCCCUUUAAGGACAAGAAGCCUUGUACCAUUCUAUAGCUCUGUUUCCUGUGUGUUCUCCUCUCCCUCUUGCUCUCCCCCCACCUCCCCCCCCCCCCGUCUCAGUCAGGGCAUCAUUCAGUAAGCAACACAUUUUGAAUCUCUGAAACUUUUAAAGCCAAAAGAAAUGCAAAAAGUUGUCACCACCCAGAUGGGGUGAAAUGUAUGCUCUGGGUUAUGAUGGAUUUUCAGACGGAACAGUGCAGCCCUCAGGGCCCAACCAAAAGAGGGAUGGUGGCUUUACAGCCACUUCCGAUUAGGAAUGACUGAGAUGCCCAAGCAAUGUGGUCACCAUUUUUUUAACUCUCAGUGGCCACUUGAGCUGUGGUCCAGAACCGAGCAGGGCUGGGAGAAGGGAAGGGGCAGGUGCGUUAGCCGCUGGCCCCCCAACCUGGGCCACCUGGUUGGCCGGCCGUUCUCACACAACUGGCCCAUUUGUGAAGACUUCUGCCAGGUCGAUGCUACCGUGCUGUUUUUUAUUUUAAGCUGAGUAAAAUUGCGGGGAGGGUGGCACAUAAUGAGCUUUUCCGGAAAAAUCUCUCCUUUUCAUUUAAAAAAGUUAUUCCAUACUGCUAAAAUCAGAUUUUGAUGGCUGAACAUGCAGCUAAGCUGUACUGUGUACUAACACACAAGUGGAUUUUAGGGGGCAGGGAGGGGGCUUUGGGAAACACUCCCUGUGUCACCAAGUGUCACCCCGCUGUAUGACAUUUGUACGGCAUGUGUCAGAGGCAUGGCCACUAUUCAAAGAGAGCUGCAACCUGGGGAGGCCCUGUCUGGUAGGCUAGGCCGCCUGGUGCUUCGAGUGAACAGGUGGUAACUGGUCUGGAAGUAGCUGGAAGGUCUGGACAGUGAGGGCCUGCAGCCCCACCUCACUCACGGGGGAUCUGCUUUCAUACCCUGCAGACCCAGAACGUCUGAUUGGAGGAAGGGAGAGGAAUUAUAACAGUUCAUCACUCUUCCUACCAGCCUUGGAAAUUUAAGAUGUCAUGGAAUCAGGGGGUGGGGACAGGGGCCGUGUUUUUAAAUUACUUUUUCCUCUGUUACAUGGACAGUUAAAACAGCUGGAGGAAGAGGCUGAGAGCACCCCCCCUCCCCUGCCAGUGACACCUGCACCCACCAGAACCCCACACAGCCCUCGACUCAGGUCCCUGCCUGUCAUAUCCCUGGGCCUGAAGGCAAACUGUGGGAAGAAACAAGCCCAGCUCUGCCCCUGUGGCCCCAGUGGACGUCAGAGUCUGAGGCCCGUGUCAGCGGGGUCGUGGACGGCCGCCAGACCCAGGCCCUCGCCUCACAGCCGCGGGGCCGGGGCCAGGACCCAGGCUCAGAUCUUGCCAGAGCUGAGAUGGCUCCAGUGGAUGACCCUCUAUCUAGCUCCACCAGGGCACAGGCUGGAAGGCCGAGUCCUUCUCCCCAACACCCAGCUCUCCCCGGCCGGUCCGGGAGCACCAGGGGCUUCGGGGAGCCUGGCACCUCCAGACCUGCAGUUGGAGGGGGUAAGCCGUGAAGGCGCCCGGUGCUGCAGCCACGUUUCAUUGGGCAGGGAGCAGGCGGCUGGGCACCUCUCACCAUCCCCGGCAGGAUGGAACAAAAGCCAGUCCUGGGGCCGGUGGGAAGUGGGGGGCAUCUGCGGGCCCUUCCCACCAGCCCUCUGGUGACUAGCAAUGAGUGCUCCCCUUUUGCUCUGUGACAGAAGCCUUAAUCCCUUGAAGCCACAUCAGACCCUUGCACGCCCAUCCUUCCUCCUGCGUCCCCUGCUGUCUGGCCACCAGGCCCAAAGAGGGUGGGAGGUCCUGAUAUCAGUGUCAGGAGCACCCUGGGGCCCAGUCUCCCCUCUCUCCACCCCCGGCCUUGCCCAGCCCCACCUUGUGUCCCCACCCAAGUGACCCCAGAGAAGCCAGCAGGAAGCAAAGCCCAGGCCCCCUGGCUGACAGAGGUGGGGUUGAAACUGAGUUCAUCAGUUCCAUCAGCUGCUCUGCGCUCAGUCGCCCAACGUGUCUCCCACCCCCCAACCCUGCAGUAAACUGCGUCCUGGGCCGGGGAGGCUUCCCAGUCAGACACUGGGUGGUGUGGGGAAACUGAAGCCCUUUACCCACCUAUCACCGCACCUGCUUGGCGCCUCCCCCAGGUGCCCAGUGCCCUGUCCCCUGAGCCUGGCCAUCAGGUGCCCACAGCCUCGGACCCCAGGGAAGUGGCGAUCGGCAGAAACCCCACCAUUGUUUUCUUUCUGGCUGAGGAAAAACAAAACAAAACUUUCCUUAUUUUUUCAUUUGAAGUAAUUGUCACUGUCCGUAGUUAGACCUGAAGCAUCAGAGCACUCAUGACAACAUAUGCUGCUUGUGCGUUCCUGGCACCAGUGUCCGCCAUGAAAACAUGGUUAUGGGGCGUUUCGUGGCCUGGAAGAGCCCUUCGCAUUAGGGAGCUGGCGGGGUGGCAGCAUGAGCUUUGCGAAACCAUCCUCUCCCAACCAUGUCAUGGGGGAAAAAUAUUAAGGACACAUACACAGCAGGCAGGGGUGUGAGACAUGGGGCCUCCCUGUCCUCUGCAGCCGGUUCAGUGUGCCCAGUGGGCCUGCCCAAUCUGAUGACCCCCCACUCCAGGAAGAAGCUAGUCUGCGUACCCCUCCCCCAACCUCCCAGAGGUGACCUGGAGGCUAAGAAUUAAGUGAUGCAUUGUAAUCCCCAGCCCCAGGGGAUGUAAACCAGGGCUGGUGGGAAGGUGCUGUCUUUGUGGCUUUGAUGUCCCAGCUGGCCUCCUGUCCAAGACAGCGCUGGGCCUCCAGGCAGCUCAUCCACCCCGUGAACAGCUUCAGUCAGCCCUGCCCUGAGCUCUGAGGCUGCAGGAGAAGGCCCUGGGGCCCUCACCCCAAGCAUGAGUGACCAGGGGCAGUUUCCAGGCCAAGGUGAGGCCACAGAAGGUCCUUCCAGAGCACUUACAAGAAGCCAGCCUGCCACAGGGUCCCCUGAAAACAAGCCGUAUGUCGGACACUUGGCCGUCUUCCUUCUCAAUCCAUGGAACCCAUUGCCAAACAUUGUAACAACCAAUUCCCAGUUUUCAGAAGCAAUCUGUGGUUCUGGCAGGUUCUUCCCCAUCUGCGUUUGGAUGUCUGGUGGUUUUUAUUAUUUUUUAAAAAUUCCAGGUGUGUCACACCCACUUUCUCUCAGUGUUUUAAUAUUGUGUGGAAUUGUUAAUACAAAGUGAAUUAAUCCACAAUAAAAGGCUCACUGUCCUUUUCUCCCA